GGGUGAAGAUGGAACUAAUUCUGGUCAUGUAUUAAAGGAUAAGAAGCGUGUUCAAAAGGUUCUUCCAAUUUUUCACCAAGUGGAAAAUGGGGUCCAGCUCUCUGUUGUUCAGGGAUACAUGUCAAGAUUUUACAGAACUUAUGGUGCAUGGGUUGUAAAACAUCCAGCUCUUGUGCUGUGCUCAUCAGUUGCAAUUGUUCUUGUAUUAUGCUUGGGUCUAGUUCAUUUCAAGGUUGAGACACGACCAGAAAAGUUAUGGGUAGGUCCAGGGAGUAAGGCUGCGGAAGAGAAACAAUUUUUUGAUAGUCACCUUGCCCCUUUCUACAGAAUUGAACAGCUUAUCCUGGCAACCAUACCUGAUACAAAGCAUGGCAAAGCACCCAGCAUUGUUACAGAGGAAAACAUCCUGUUACUAUUUGAAAUACAAAAGAAGGUUGAUGGACUUCGUGCAAAUUAUUCUGGCUUGACAGUAUCUCUGACUGACAUUUGCUUGAAGCCUCUUGGAGAUGAUUGUGCGACUCAGAGUGUUCUGCAGUAUUACAAGAUGAACCGUGAAAAUUUUGAUGAUUAUGGGGGAGUUGAACAUGCCCAGUAUUGUUUUCAGCAUUACACUUCUACGGAGACAUGUUUGAGCGCUUUUCAGGCCCCUGUUGAUCCAAGCACAGCCUUAGGAGGAUUUUCUAAGAAUAAUUUUUCUGAGGCUUCUGCAUUUGUUGUAACCUACCCAGUUAAUAAUGCAAUUGAUGAAUCAAGUGAUGAGAGUGGGAAGGCUGUAGCUUGGGAGAAGGCUUUCAUUCAAUUAGUGAAGGAGGGGCUCUUACCAAUUGUACAAUCCAGGAAUCUUACUCUUUCAUUUUCAUCUGAAAGCUCAAUUGAGGAAGAGCUGAAAAGGGAAAGCACAGCAGAUGUUAUUACAAUAGCAGCAAGCUAUCUGGUAAUGUUUGCUUAUAUAUCUGUGACAUUGGGAGAUUCAUGUCGGUUAUCUACAUUUUACAUCUCUUCAAAGGUGUUGCUUGGUCUUUCAGGCGUUAUGCUUGUCAUGCUUUCUGUCCUUGGAUCUGUUGGAUUUUUCAGUGCUAUUGGAGUUAAAUCUACCUUAAUCAUAAUGGAAGUCAUUCCUUUCCUGGUUCUUGCUGUAGGAGUGGAUAAUAUGUGCAUAUUGGUUCAUGCUGUAAAACGACAAUCAAUAGAUUUGCCUUUAGAGGAUCGAGUAAGUAAUGCACUGGUUGAAGUUGGUCCAUCCAUUACAUUAGCAAGUUUAUCGGAGGUUCUGGCAUUUGCUGUCGGAAGUUUCAUUCCUAUGCCAGCAUGUCGUGUCUUCUCCAUGUUUGCAGCUUUGGCUGUUCUGUUGGACUUCCUUCUGCAAGUUACUGCUUUUGUUGCCUUGAUAGUUUUUGACUGUUUGAGAGCUGAGGAUAACAGGAUUGAUUGCUUUCCAUGUGUAAAAAUUCCUUCGUCUUUUGGAGUGUCUGAAGAAGAUAUCAGGCAAAGAAGGGAUGGACUACUGGCUAGAUAUAUGAAGGAAGUUCAUGCACCCAUUCUUGGACUUUGGGGAGUUAAAAUAGUUGUAAUUGCCGUCUUUCUUGCCUUUGGUUUGACCAGUAUUGCCCUAUGCAAGAGGAUUGAAUCUGGUUUAGAGCAAAAGAUUGUUCUUCCUCGGGACUCUUAUCUUCAGGGGUAUUUCAACAAUGUCUCAGAAUAUCUCAGAAUUGGACCGCCAUUAUAUUUUGUUGUUAAGAAUUAUAAUUACAGCUUGGAGUCAAGACAAACAAACCAGUUAUGUUCCAUCAGCCAGUGUGAUUCUAACUCCCUUUUGAAUGAGAUAUCAAGGCAUCACUAGUUCCAGACUCAGCUACAUUGCUAAACCUGCCGCCUCAUGGCUUGACGAUUUCUUGUAUGGAUAUCACCGGAGGCAUUUGGUUGCUGUCGGAAAUUUACAAAUGGUAGCUAUUGUCCACUGAUGAUCAGCCACCCUGCUGUUCAUCUGAUGAAGGUCCUUGUGGCUACGGUGGAGUCUGCAAAGACUGUACAACAUGCUUCCGUCAUUCGGAUUUGGUUCAUGAUCGUCCAUCUACCAUUCAAUUUAGGCAGAAGCUUCCGUGGUUUCUUAACGCUCUGCCAUCUGCUGAUUGUGCGAAGGGUGGUCAUGGGGCUUAUACUAACAGUGUCGAUCUAAAUGGUUAUGAGAGUGGUGUUAUUCGAGCAUCAGAGUUUCGUACAUAUCAUACACCACUUAACAAACAAGGUGACUAUGUUGGUUCAAUGCGAGCUGCACGGGAGUUCAGCUCAAGAAUUUCGGAGUCUUUGAAGAUGGAUGUCUUUCCAUAUUCAGUCUUUUACAUAUUCUUUGAGCAGUACCUGGACAUCUGGAGGGUGGCUCUGAUCAACAUUGCUAUCGCACUUGGUUGGU
Molecule: messenger RNA, 2410 nt
Organism: Carica papaya (papaya)
Lineage: Eukaryota; Viridiplantae; Streptophyta; Magnoliopsida; Brassicales; Caricaceae
Source: RefSeq, a predicted model, not a curated record